CUCUAUUUUGGCCGGCCGGUCACGAAAGGUCAGCUGGUUUUUAUAAUUUUAUAUUUUUUCAACAAGGGACUCGACGUCCUUGAAAUGACAGACCCUGAAAGAAACGCUCUUCUCGAUGACGAAAAAUCACCUUCUAACAAUUCCGGUUGCAAUGAAGACAAUGCCUGUUCGAGUUUUACUCAGUGCAGAGUUUACAAAAGGAGAUGGUACAUUCUAUUUGUCUUCACGAUGACCUCGAUCGUGUCCAACAUGAUGUGGAAUACGUGGGGACCUAUUCAGCGACCCUGUCGGCUUGUAUUUGGAUGGGAAAGAUGGACAGUUCUUCUACUGUCCUCGUUAGGAGCGAUCGGGCCUAUUUUAGGUGCUUUUCCUUCUACAUGGCUAAUGGACUCUAGAGGUGAGCCCCCUGCUUUAAAUCUUCUCCAUAUCUAUUAUUAAGCUAAAGUGCUUGAUUUCAGACUUUAGCUAUAUGCACCGGCAAUAACCUGCACCCUUCAUUGUUGUCUUACGUUUUUCUCUCUCUCUACGGGUGGAAAAAUUGCAGACUUAAACAAAUCUAGAGCUUUCAUGGUUUAUUUCAUGGUUGACAUCGGCGAUAUCAUGUGAUGCGCAUUAGUUUCGAUUUCGGUCUUUAAAUGUCCCUCAGGCUAGGGGGCUUACGUGUCUCGGAGGGUCUCCCAUAUGAAAGGGGUGGUGAUGCUCAUCAGAAUAGUAGACUGGUUGUUUAUUACCAGUGAAAGGGGGGUGCGAUUAAUUUUGCUGUUUUGCUAGGGGUGGAGGGUUAGGGUUCAUUUUUUUUUUUUUAUAAGGGUGGGAACGUUCGAGCGACUGAAGCUAUCUGUUCAAAGAUAAAUUUUAGCCGCGUUUCCUUCCAAAAAUAAUUUCGUCGUUUAAGCCAUUCAUGUCGAACGAUCUGUCAUUCUUAGGAGAGUGGCCACGUUUCUAAAGUUUGUUUACAAACGCAUCAUGAAGACCAUGAAUACUGUCUCGGAUCUCCGCUCCUUUGUAACCAUCUUCGCUUUCAUAUUAUCAUUUGAUUAUCGACAGUAUCGACAAAAAUGGUAUUUUCAUCUUUUACGCUUUUGUAGUUUAUGAGCCAGCGGAACGAAACUUUCAUUUUAAUUGGUUACAUUCCUUGUUCACUUGACUGUUUCUUUAUCACAAAGAAGUUACAAAGAGUUUUUUCCAGCACGUUGCACUUUGCGUGACAAUUUUCUAGCAAAUGAAAUUUUACCGCAAACUCAAAUAUGCAAAUUUGGUAGAACGAAAGUCGAUACUCACACUGUCUUAUCGUGCAACAAGGUCCUGAUCUCUUUGUUUAUACUUCUUCAAGUGGUGCUUUCUUCUUGAUGCAGUGAGAGAAAAGUACAGUUAUAUUUCCCACGCAUUUCAUUUGCAUGUGGCUAAGAACUUGUUCAACAAUUUCUUCAUGACUUGAGCGCAUAAGGAAUUCGCUUAUCUGUCGUAGAAUUCAACAGAAAAUACAUGAAACUCACAAAAUUUGCAUGCUAGUGAACAAAACUACUUAUUUGUUCACUUCAGAUAGCAAUAAUUCCAGGGGGUGUGUGAAAAUUUUGGAAAUUCCGGAGGGGAGGGGGGUACAUUUUGGGGGUUGAUUUUGGAAAAUCUAAAGUGGAGGGGGGUCAUACGGCAAAUCCCUUCUGUUGGGGUGGUAUGGAUAUUUUCUGGUUGUAUUUAGUAUCUUCCAUGAUAGCUCCAUGUUGUGUUUUAACUGGUGGCACAAGUAGAAGUAAAAAGUCUAUGUAACUGCAUCAAAGGGGGUUUCGUUAUCAAUUUAAUAUAAUAUUAUAUUAUUUUAACAUUAAGUAAUCAUUAACGUAUCCUCUUGUCCAGUCUGGAUUAGAGUCACUUGAAUUUUGACAUGUUGUAGCCUCCUUAGAUAAACAUUUCUUGGUCUACUUAUCUCAGUGUUUCUUUUAGUUUGCUUUUUCUUUUCUGUUUGGGAAUUCAGCUCAACGAAUUCUAUAAAUCCCCCUAAUGAUUGGAAUCUGGAAUAUAAUUUAGUACCUGGAAUCCAGAAUCUACAGUUGUGAAAUCCAGAAUCCAGUUACUUUGUCUUGGAUUACUUUAAAUGGGGGGAUUUAACCCCAAAGGCAUUCAAAUGUUAAUAAUACUCACACUGUAGUAAUAUUAGGAAUAUGUUUCUACUGCUGCCAGCUUGUCCAUUCCUUGACUUUACCCUAGUCUCCCACGCAGCCAUUUUUUGUCUCGUCAUGGCAACCCUCCUUCCCAAGAAAUCAUGAAAGGGAUUGCAUGGUUUGAAUGUGAGCAGCCAUUUGCUGGGAGAAGCAUUUUGUAAUGAGACAAAAUGGCCAUGAGGGAGGCAAACUUUACUCCUUGGCCCUUUGUUUUGGUCAUUAUUUUUAUCUUGAAAUAAAUCUUGUUUAUUUAACUUCAUUUUCGCAGGACUAAGACUUUCUGUUUUGGUGACAUCAUCAAUGUUAUUAGCAGGAAAACUUGUCCAACUGAUUCCAGUUAGUAACAUUAAAGCCAAGACAAUUUUUAUCUAUAUUGGUCAUCUGAUAACCAUGCUGCCAAGCUUCAUUGCUAAUGGUGCUCCGCCGCUUGUUUCAAACACAUGGUUUCCGCCAAAUGAGAGAACGACUGCAACAGCUAUUGGGGCCCUGGCUGCAAACUUUGGAGCUGCUCUGGCAUUUUUCAUCGGGCCAUCAAUGAUACCAAGCACAUCGGACAGCUCUGAGAAUAGUACAAAGAAUUUUUCUAAAAAAUACAUCCAUCUCUUGGAGUCAAGAAUUAUGGAUUAUUUUUAUGUACAGGUCGGAUUGGCUGCAUUUCUUUUUUUGUGCGUUGUGAUUUAUUUUCCUUCCAAACCACCACUGCCACCCAGUGUUGCUGCUUUUACAAGAAAAACUACUGAAAUUGGCUACAAGGAUGGUCUGAAGAUGUUAAUAUACAACAAAUCCUAUUGGUUACUUGUGUUAGUUUUUGCUUCAUCCUUUGGUAUUUACUUUGGAUGGACAUCAGUGCUGGAUCUUGCAGUUCAGCUAUUCAAUAUAAGUGAAAAGAGUUCAGGAUGGCUUGGAACUUGCUCUAGCUUGGCUGGAAUAGUAUCAGGUGUGAUUAUUGCAAGGUAAUAAAUUGAAUUUCCAUGUCUUUUUAUGCAUCCUCAGAAAACCAUACACGCACAUUGAAAACUCAUAUUAUGGUUUGUCACCCGUAAUUACCCCUGACUAUAAUUAUAAGAAGUACUGAUAUUAUAAAUAGAGAAUGUGCAGAUAAAUUUUAGAUUCUUGUCAUUAAUAGUUUGAAAGCUUAAAGGUCACAGUUUAAAAACUGUAGUGCAGACUGAUUAUUUUAUGGUAAGUGUCAAACACUAUUUAAUAGUUCUUUUUGGGUUUGGGUGUUUAUGAUCCAUGAAUUUAUUAAGAAGGCUGUGGCAGGGGAAAGACAGUGGAAUAGAUGAGUAUCUCCUCUUGCCCUCCUAACCCUCCCCUCCCUCUUUGGCCCUUUUGCAUUGUUCCCACACAGGACACACAUGAAAAGAGAGUAAGCACCUGCUUGGGUGGCAUGCAACAAGAGAGGACGCCCCAGGAUGAAUUUGCACCAUACAGUGGAUAGCUGGGAAUUGUAGCUCAUUGACAAAGCCUGGAAUGAUUCCAUCAGGCUUGGUGUCAACCAUGACUGCUGGAGUGCUUUGCAUGUAUCAGAAAAUCCCUGCGGAGGGAGGGGGGGGGGGAAGGGGGAGGUACUCCCCUGAAUUUAGUAUGGGGUUUACAUGCGGAUUUUCUGAGACUCGGGAGCAUGCUGGAAUUGGAACGGAUGAAUAUUGGAACAGAUGAAUAUUGCAACCUGGUUGCAGACAAACAUUUUCCCCCCAACAAGAAAAAAAGAAAAAGAGGGACGGCCCGGGUUGGGUGGCAAGGAAAAAGAGAGGACCGCCCAGGUGAAAUUUGCCCCAAAAAGUGGGUGGGUGGGAAUUGUAGCUAAUUAAAAAAGCCUGGAAUGAUUCCAUCGGGGUUGGGGUUAACCAUGCCGGCGGGGGGGGUUUGCAUGGAUCAAAAAAUCCCGGGGGGGGGGGGGGGGGGGGGAAGGGGGAGGUACUCCCAUGAAUUUACUAUGAGGUUUACAUGCUGAUUUUCUGAGACUCUGGAGCAUGCUGGAAUUGGAACAGAUGAAUAUUGGAACAGAUGAAUAUUGCAACCUGGUUGCAGACAAUAAUUUUAAUAAUUUGAAUCCUAUUCCUGCCGCUGGCUCAGUUACAAAGUGACAAUGGGAAAGUAGUUUUGCACCUAAACUUGAUUGUGAAUAAUCAUAAUAAUGGCGAAAAAAAUCAACUAUGUUCCAGGGAGAAAAUAAUCAAUCAUUUGUGAGUUAGGAUGAAUAUGAUAUGAAGAAUUAUGCAGGUCGAGGAUAAUGCCGGAAGGGGGGUGGGGGGUACUCCCCAAAGUUUUACUUAGGGAGGCUGCACCCUUAGAUCCACCCCCUUACCCUUGUAUAUAUUAUUUUUAACAGAAAAGGUAUCCCUUUCAUAUACCUUCAACUGACUAAUCAACUUAUACUCUGCCCCUUUCCCAUACCUAGCUAGAUUAGAACACUAUAUCCCCUUUCACUGCUUUAAAUAAUUCUUCUUUUUGAUUUGAAUGAAUCACUGCCAGAAAGUUUUCUUGUCUCUUUCGCAUCCAUAAAAUGCGUCUGUCAGUAAUUUUUGGUCCUUUUACGUACAGACAGAAAUGAGAGAUUUCCCUACGCUUUCAUAUACCUCAACUAAUGAAAUCGAUCGCUACCCUUUCAUAUACCUGAAGCCUAAAAAAGGUACAAUGUAACCCUUUCGGGUGGACCCUCUCCACCUAUACCAUUGUAAGGAGUAUCCCCAUCCCCCAGAGCAAAUGUUAUCGGCCGAGGUGGAUACCAGCUUCCGAGAUCAGCGUAAUUCUUCACAUCAUAUGAAAGCCUAAUGCAAUAAUUGUUUAAAUAUGUGUAAGUUCUGAACAACCUUACUUCCUCGUAGGCUUUCUUUCUUGAUUUUUGGUACCCUUUUUCAGACAGAGAGGCAAAAGCUAUCAGUGAUGAGUAACCAAUUAUGGGAGUACCCCUGGGUCAAAAUCAAACUGUCAGUUAAAACACACAUGUUAUUCUACAGUCCUUACUGAUAUAUCUUAAGGAAGAGAAAUACAGUCAUGGGAAGCUAAUUUCAAAGAUAAUGCAUUAUUAUAAGAAACUCAGAAGGUUUGAUGAAAUUAACGUGAAUUUCAAACUUUCGUGUUAAUUUAAGUCGCGUUAAUUUCGGUAAAUGUUAAUUUCCGCGAGCUUAAUUUCCAUUAUUUUGGCCAGAAAUUCUCGAUACACUUGACCCCGUUAAGAAAGAGGAGUAUUUUGUCAGGGUGGAGAUCCGCUAGUAUCAGUACCAUUGUGAAGAACCCUCGAAGUGGCCAGAUUUCUGCGCUUGACUCCCUUCAUACGUUUACGAAAAGUGGUCACGAGCAAAGUUUCCAUACGUGUAACUUUGUUCCUGUAUAUUGUCUCAGCAAGUUUUGUUUCUUUGUGAACGUCGCGUUAAUUUCCUUCAUUUUGAAGUGAUAUCCUCUCUUUCGCCUCAAUUUCCUUUUCUACGAAAUUCGCGUUAAUUCAAGUCGCGUUAACUUGAAUUUGCAACACCUCAAUUUCAUGGAGCGUUAAUUUUCUAUAACAAGGUUAAUAAUAUUAAUGAUAUUAUUAUUAUAUCUGUUUACAGAUCUGCAGACAUCGUGAAACGCUGGACCAAAACUAUCUUGGUGGCCCUCUACGUGGGCACUGUACUAUUUCAACUUAUUUUCACAUUAACUUGCUCAAAAAUCUUACCAUUCUCACAAGGACUGCUGUUCACGUCCAUUAUCUGUAGUGGUUUGCUGUUCAACGGAACCAUCCCAUUAGUGUUCGAAUUGAUUAUGGAGUGUGUAUUCCCUGUUGGUGAGGGCACUUCUGUUGGGGUGGGAUUAGUUCUGGGAAAUGCUGUGAUCCUUUUGUUUGAUGUGACUUUCAUGUUUCCGAUAACUGAUGUUCGUUGGAUGAACUGGGUCUGUGUCGGAGGUGUUACUGCUUGUAUUCCUUUGUUACUUCUGUAUAAGGCACAGUAUCGUCGACUUGCCGUUGAUGUAGAAUAA
Molecule: messenger RNA, 6122 nt
Organism: Porites evermanni
Lineage: Eukaryota; Metazoa; Cnidaria; Anthozoa; Scleractinia; Poritidae
Source: the annotation of a GenBank genome assembly